CACUAAAACGAAAAAGAGCACACAUGUUUGAACUAGUAGAAAACCUGAAGGCCAAACUUCAAAUAAUUUGUAGUUGCAAGUGUUAAUUACUCCCUACACUUUGAAGCAAUUGAACUUUCAACUUGUUUAUCUCUAAUUUCUUGUCUUGCUCGUGUAAAUACAAUACGCUCGUACAAUGGUAUUUCGUGAUCAGCGAUAACAAUAGCCACGCGUUAGCGUAUAAGAAUAAUGUCUGUGCCUCGAAGAGACCAGUUGAGGGGUGGUAGUAUGCAAACGAUAGAUACACAGAAUAUGUCCAAUUCUGUAAUUGAAAGAAACAAAAGUAUUAUAACAAAAUUUCCCCUCUACAAUAGAUUUCAUCAAAAUUGGCGUAUAGAUCCUGAAAUGUCGAGACAUUAUUGGACCGCAUCUUUCUUUUUGCCGGUUGGAUCUAUUUUUAUUCUUGGAAUAGUCGUUUUGCUGAUGGUAUUGUUCAAACGAUGUCCUCAUACAAUAGCCGCAAUUGUUGCCGCAAUCCUCGCUAUCAUUAUCAUAUUGACAGCUGUAGUAUCGCUUAAUCAUGAGCCAAUUUAUACUUAACAUAUUUAAGCAAAUAAUUAUCGACUGUUAUAUUGAAUAAAUCUUUCCUUUUAUAUACAUUAAACUGAGAGUACAGAACUGAUUGAAUAUUUACAAAUUUUAUAACAAUUGUAUACAUUGAAUAAAUAGAUAUGUU
Cataglyphis hispanica is the source of this 715-nucleotide messenger RNA. RefSeq lists its product as uncharacterized. The record is from RefSeq and is a predicted model, not a curated record. Bases 229 to 579 code for a protein of 116 amino acids. The transcript is spliced from 5 exons. NCBI's taxonomy places the organism in Eukaryota, Metazoa, Arthropoda, Insecta, Hymenoptera, Formicidae.